AUGCCAAACCGCCGCGUUGAGGUGGCAUCUAUAAACCAACUGAAAAGCAUCGAAAAAAAGAACCCAGAAUUGGAACAUCUAGGAGAUGGAGAGGGGAAGCCAUUCAGUGUAGCACCGGUUGUGCAAUUUGGUCAACGCCGUGACUCGCCUUCCCUGGUCGAGUUCCCCCUGUGUCAUAGAUUCUUGUCCCCUGCGGUUAUCUCCCCAUACGCGAAGAGCUUGAUUCGGCUUUUACUGUUUUCUCUCCCUCCUUUACUACAUUUGUUUUUAUGUUGCAGCUUAUGCAUGGUACAGUCUAUUUCCACCUGA
This is a messenger RNA of Penicillium expansum, 309 nucleotides long. RefSeq lists its product as uncharacterized. NCBI's taxonomy places the organism in Eukaryota, Fungi, Ascomycota, Eurotiomycetes, Eurotiales, Aspergillaceae. The transcript has a single exon. The coding region runs from base 1 to 309 and encodes 102 amino acids. The record is from RefSeq and is a predicted model, not a curated record.